CCCUCUCCCCAUUCCUCUCUCUUCCUCUCAACCCCCUUUAAAGUCCCCCAUCCGCCGUUGAGAGGAAUUAUUCUCUCCAACAAUCAGGACGCGCUUUCAAGAUGACGGACGUCUAUUGCACUGUGAGUUUUACUACUAUUCACUCCCCAUUCCCUUGACGGCUGGCUGCCGUCAUACCCAAUUUUUUUCUCUCGAUAUCAGCUCAUUGAGCCACCAAGUUUUUCCCUGUGUUCCGUUACAUGUGGCUAACCGGACUUUGUUUCAUUAUAGCUGCUGUUGAGUGACAGUUACCUCCCAGGUUAGUCCUUUUUCCUUCCACCUUGAAAUAGAUAAUUUUUUGUUCUUUUUACUCACGGAUGUCUCAGGCGCCCAAGUACUGGCCUACUCUCUCCGCGAUGGGGGCACACGGAUGAAGCUCGCGGUUAUGGUGACCUUAGAGACCUGUUCGGAGGAAACAAUCGAGGAGCUGAAGGUUUGCUGAAUGUCUUCCUAUAUAGUAAAAAGCGGUUAGUGUUUGUCUGAGAGCUCACUCUUUUUUUAAAUUCUAGCGUCUUUAUGACUUUGUUAUCCCAGUGGAGCGUAUCUGUAACGAGGCUACUACUAAUUUGGCGUUGAUGAACCGUUUGGACCUCAAUGCUACCUUCACUAAGAUCAAUUUGUGGAAACAAACUCAAUUCCGAAAGAUUGUCUUUAUCGAUGCUGAUGUUGUCUCAAUCCGUCCUCCGGAUGAACUGUUCGAGCUUGAGACCGACUUCGCUGUAUGUCUCAGUUUCCCGUAGGGGCUCCCAUGCAAGGUGCUAAUUAUACUUUUUCUUUCUCUAGGCUGCGCCUGAUAUUGGUUGGCCCGAUUGCUUCAACUCGGUAGGCUUAUAUCUGUCAGGUUGAUGUUGAGUGGUGGGGUGGCUAAUGUUCCUUUAGGGAGUGAUGUUGCUUCGUCCUCAUAUGGGAACUUACUAUUCUCUCCUUCAGCUUGCUGGACGUGGUGUUUCUUUUGAUGGUACGUCAUUACGGCGCAGCCCCUCAUUUGUUGCUAACGCUAAUGAAAUCAACAGGUGCCGAUCAGGGUCUCUUGAACUCCUAUUUCAAGAACUGGCAUCGCAUCUCUUUCACAUACAACUGCACACCUUCCGGCCAUUACCAGUGGGUCACAAUAUACUUGGGUGGAUGAAUUUUUUUUCUAAUUCUUGUUUCUAGAUACACCCCCGCUUUCACUCACUACGGAGCGAAUAUCUCUUUGGCACAUUUCAUCGGGGCCGAGAAGCCAUGGAAUAUCGGGAGAUCCUCUAUCAAAGAAUCCGGUUCGACCAAUUCAAACGGUACGCCGUAUCACCAGCUUUUGGGCUAUUGGUGGGCGACUUGGGAUAAGCAUUUCAGAGGCUCGAAUGACUCCACCACUGGUGGCUCUACCUAUCAGGGGUCUGUCGGUGGGUCUGGAUCUGGUUUUAAGCAAGCCUAUUCGGGUCCCGUUGGAAACCAGGCUAGUCAAUCGGGAUCUCAGCAGCACGGAACCGGAUCAUCUGGUACUCAACACCAAUCGCGAGCAUCUGGGAAGGCCCCUGAGCGUGAAAACACUGAGAAGCUCGCCCCACAGCCCCAAACGCUGCCAUUCCACGGGGUAUUCCCCGAUGUCGUUGAUACUCCCCAAGGACCUGUUGACCAAGCCCAAUUCUUUCAAACUGGUCCAGCCACUUAUCAGGUUUCUGAUGUUCAGACUGGGACCUCUGUUCCCCGAUCGUCCUCUCCCCCGCGCCAACAGGAGCAGCAAGCACCCCCAGCGAUGCCGUUCUCUACACCGUAUUACAACUGGGAUCCUUCUCGGUAAGUUUUCUGCUUUUGAUUUGAUUUGGAUGGUGUUCUAACUGUUCCUUUAGCUCGGCUCCUCCGGCCGAUAGUGCUCCAGAAGCCAACCGCUUCCCCCGCCAAUUCUACCCCAAUGAAUGGGAUAACCCUGCACCGGCAUUCAAGACUCCAGCGCCUGCUCUCCCGCAGGGACAGAAGAGAUGGUUUGAGAACCGCGAGAAGACCCCGGAGCCUCCACAGGAGCCCCCGCUAAGGCAGAUUUUCCCAUGGGAGAAUAAACCAAGGACCACUACUCGCGUAUUCGCCGAUGACCCACCGGUUGAUGAACACACUGAAGAGCUAGAAGACGAUGAGGAGGAGGAAGAUGAAGAGGAGGAAGAGGAGGAAGAAAAAGUACAGGAGGAGCAGGAACCCCCAAUCACCAAGGAGGAGGCUACAGCAUGGAGAACAUUUGUUCAGGAAAAUGAGUGGGAUGCGAUUCCAGGGAUCCAAGACUACGUCUCGGAUCUAAAGCGUCGUGGGAGUCACGUAGUCCAGUCUCUCGAGGCCAGUCCCCGCAUCCCGGGAUACUUCGUCCCCCUCGUUAGCCAAGAGAGACCAUCUUUACCUGUGACACCGAAUCCCAUCAAUAGAAGGGCCGCACAAUGGACCGCUGAGGAGCAAUCCCAAUUCCCAAGUGCUCGUGGAAUCCCCUCUCAGGAGGACUGGGUAUGAAUGCUUCGCUUUUAGCUUGAGACUUGGCAAAUCUACUAACACUCCUUUAACAGGACCCUCAUGCAAAGCUCGAUGAGCUUAGACGCCUCCCGCCCUCUUUCAUCUCAACCCUCAGCAACGCUGAUGCGGCCAACGGUUCUACCCAGUCCGAAGCUCAGAAGGAAGACAUUGUUCCCAAGGUUCAAGCACAAGCGGAAGUUCCCGCCUCCCCCCCUUCCCCAGUCUACAGCGAUAGCUCGGCCCAAACCGAGAGCCCGAAGCUUGAGGAUAGAGCAAUACAGGUCGACGACAUUCCCGAUGUCGAGGACAAGAAGUCGUUGGCUGGCUCAUCCAGCGCUAGCCUAAAGACUGACAGUGACAUUUCGCUCGGAAAGCGUUCCAUCGAGUCCCAAUCACCUCCAAAGUCUCCCGAGUCAAAGGUAAGCCUUACCACUCUUGAAGAGGUGUGGAUGGACCUGACAUGUACUGACUCAAUCAUUUUCUUAACACUAGGAGAAGGAGAAGCGCCGUUCGAUGAACCUUCAAAAGCUGCUACCCAAAUACUGGGGCAGGACUCUCGAAUCACGUCGGCAUGCAACUUCGGGAUAGUUUCGACACUCGCUCUGAGGUUGAGCCGAAGGCAUAGAUUGGAUCUACGAUGGGUAUAAUGUUUUUUCUUAUUUCAGUUACGUCUUAUUCUUUCAGUUCUGCAUACUCUUGGGUUCUAGUCCUUUUUUUAGCUGGAAAAUUUUCCGAAGUUGGUGGUUACUCUGCAUGCUCUUGAAAUUACGUGUGUUCACCUAGAGCGGUUUCGAUAUGUCGGCUACAUGGGCAGCGUUGCGGAUUUUAUAUCUCUUUCAUGGCGAGUUCUUGCGUUAUUUCUCCUUUUCAACAUGCUUAUGUCUUUACCGCCCCUUCGCUAUGUCGCUUUCAGAUGCUUUCCUAUGAUUUUCCUUAGGAAAUGUGAAUAAAGUCACAAAAAAAGUCUUUACAUUUUGUAACUUAAAUCAUGUAUUGCUUUUUUUGUUGGUGAUAAUUAAAAGGUUCACUACU
Tuber aestivum (summer truffle) is the source of this 3546-nucleotide messenger RNA. The record is from the annotation of a GenBank genome assembly. Lineage: Eukaryota; Fungi; Ascomycota; Pezizomycetes; Pezizales; Tuberaceae.